AUGUCCGCGCGCACCAUCCACGCCUACGCCGCCUUCGACACGUCGGGCGAGUGCAAGCCCUGGCAGUACGAGCCUCGCCCUCUCGGAGCGGAGGACGUGGAGAUCAAGAUUUCGCACUGUGGCAUCUGCGGAUCGGACGUCCACACGCUGGACAGUGGCUGGGGGGCGACCAAGUACCCCGUCGUGACUGGCCACGAGAUCGUGGGCGAAGUAACCGCCGCUGGCGCGGACGUGAAGCAUCUCGCUGUGGGCGACCGCGUCGGCGUGGGAGCGAUGGUCUGGGCCUGCCGCAACAAGGACCCCAGCUCCCCCUGCGACGAGUGCGCUGGCGGCUUUGACCCGUACUGCAAGGACGUCGUGAUGACCUACAACUCGCUUUACAAGGACGGAUCCAAGUCCUAUGGCGGCUACGCUGACUUCGUGCGCGUCUCGAGCGACUACGCCUUCAAGAUCCCUGACAACAUCCCGUCGGACGAGGCGGCACCACUGCUGUGCGCUGGUGUGACGGUGUUCGCGCCCUUGAGGCGCGAGGGUGUGAAGCCUGGCGACCGAGUCGGUGUCAUUGGCAUCGGCGGCUUGGGCCACCUUGCGAUCCAGUUUAUCCGCGCUCUGGGCGGCGUGCCUGUCGCCUUCUCUCGCUCCGCCAGCAAAGAGCAAGAGGUCCGUGCUCUGGGCGCCCAGGAGUUUUACAACCUGAGCGAUCCCGAGGACGCUAAGCGCGCUGUCAGGUCUGUCAACAUGGUGGUGCUUACGGCGGACGCUAACAACAUGCCGUACGACACGUACCUCGGACUCCUUCGACCGCGCGGCACCUUCAUCAUGGUUGGGCUGCCUAACGACAAGCUCAUCUGCAGUCCGGGCAGCUUUGUGAGGGACGGCAAGCGCCUAGUGGGCAGCAAGAUCGGUAGCCCCGAGGACGUGAAGGAGAUGCUGGAGCUGGCCUCGAAAGAGAAUGUGCGCCCGAUCAUUCAGAAACUACCGAUGGAGCAGGUGAACGACGGUCUCGCUAUGGUGCGUUCGGGCAAGGUGCGCUACCGAGUUGUGCUCGAAAACUCCACCUCUAAGAAGGCUUCAGCGAAUCUGUAAGCUGUACAGACUGUAAUGAAAGGCAAAUCAAGGCAUU
Molecule: messenger RNA, 1123 nt
Organism: Phytophthora sojae
Lineage: Eukaryota; Oomycota; Peronosporomycetes; Peronosporales; Peronosporaceae
Exons: 1
Coding region: 1-1086 (361 amino acids)
Molecular function (GO): oxidoreductase activity, acting on the CH-OH group of donors, NAD or NADP as acceptor; zinc ion binding
Source: RefSeq, a predicted model, not a curated record